AUUCAACAGACAACAGUAUAUUCUUACGGUUAAAGUUACAUGACGUUCAAAACAAUUGUCAAUAGUCUUUAGUUUACCCAAUACCCAGUCACAGUCGCGUUCGCGUAUUGCUGUUUCUCGUGCAGCGUCCGGUUGUUGUGAUUCUUUUUUCGAUAGACUGUUAUUUACGUCUGCUGUCCAGAGACUGCUAUUGGUUUUAUCGUCCAUUAAACAAACAGUGACGCUUGUCGCAUCAUGUCUGACUGUCCUCAAUUCCAGUUAAUGCCUCAAGUCAUGUCCAUGUAUCAUCCGCAACCGCAACCGCCAUCGACACAACCACCUCCGCCACCGAAUGCGUUCCCUAUACCACCGGGGCAACCGAUGUUUCCAAUGCCGCCGCACUUUGGCUAUCCGCCCAUUGCUUGGUCGCCAAUACAUCACUAUCCGCCGCCACCGCCUCUGCCGUUGACGCCACAGCAACCGGCCCACGACCGCGCCGAAGAGGACGACAACUACAACGCGCAGCAAAUCGCGUUCAACAAUAACAACAAUAACAGCAGCAGCAACAACAAAAAUAUAAAUUCCACGGACGACUCGCAAAAUGAUUUGGAACUGCUGUCGUCUCAGCGCCCGAAUCGUCAGACGUUCACGCGCAAUGUGUCCAACAAGUUUGAUACUCGACAUGAAGAAUUCAGAAAAUACUUGGAAGAAGUAGGCAUUUUGUCCACAUUUACUAAUAUUAUAUCUGAAAUGUACCAAGAUCCAUUGCGACCUAAUGAUCCGUUGGGAUAUAUUCGGGAUAAAUUAACUUCUUCUCGGCCUGAAACAGUUGAACUUCAAAAUCUUCGCAUUUGGUGUGACCAGUAUCAAACAAAAACUAUUCGUCUGGAAAAAGAAUUAAAGCAUGUAAUUGAACGGUUAAGGAAACAUGAACCAUAUAUUACUGAUGAUUCUCUUUUUAAUGAAAGUUCUAAAGAAAAUGAAUGCAAAUCCUGUGUAUUGGAUGUAUCAAAUCUUUUGUUGGAAAGUAAAGAAGAAAAUCUUAAACAUGGAUCCAUAAAAAAAUAUAACAAAUAAUAGUUCACAUUAAUUCUAAUAAAUAACUUAAGAAUAAACCAUGAAAAAUUGAAAGAUUUUCAGAAUUUGUUGUUAUUGUAAUUUAUGUAUAAAUCAUUUUUGCAAUUGUAUUCUUGUUAAAGAUAAUUUUUCAAUUUUUCUGUUUCUAAAAUUGGACUGUACUUAUUAAAUUUUAAUGACGUUAUUUAAAUUAAUAGUUUUAUGUUGGGU
Aphis gossypii (cotton aphid) is the source of this 1266-nucleotide messenger RNA. RefSeq lists its product as uncharacterized. Gene Ontology annotation, cellular component: nucleus. Lineage: Eukaryota; Metazoa; Arthropoda; Insecta; Hemiptera; Aphididae. Gene Ontology annotation, biological process: regulation of DNA-templated transcription. Bases 235 to 1056 code for a protein of 273 amino acids. The transcript has 3 exons. The record is from RefSeq and is a predicted model, not a curated record. Gene Ontology annotation, molecular function: transcription coactivator activity.